AUGGAGGUGCAGGACAGGAGCCGCUCCCCGUCCCGAAGGACCAGCCGUGUGGAACAGGUGGUGGGACGAUGGCUGAGACGGUCCCGAGACUUGGGCAGCAGGUCUCACUCCCUGACCAGGUGGCUUUCUCUUUUUGUUUCUUUUACAUUCAUUUCUCUGACUUUCCAUUAACUCGGCUCAUUAUCCUAUUAAGUUCACAUAACAGACCCUCAGGUAACAAAUAAAAAAUAAAGGAGCAUCUCACCCAGCCAGAAUGUUAAGGGCAAAAAAAAAGUUGAACAUUUUCCAAGGUUAUUCAACUCAAAUGUUUCAUGCAUUUUACUAAUUCUCUUUUCAUAAUUACAUUAAACAGCUGGCAGGGGUGGUGGUGGGGGUGUCACAGAAGGUCACUGAAAAAGGUUGGCUGUUCACAGAGUGCUGUAUCAAAGUUUAUUCAUGUUAAAAGGAAAGUUGACUGGAAGGAAAAAGUACUCAUGCAACAAGGAUGAUUAUAACCUUGAUUAGGUUUUAAAGAAAAGUCUAUUUAGGAUCUUUGGAGAAUUUUACAAGAAGUGACCUGAGGCCAGUGUCAGAGCCUCAGAUGUCUUCAGGAAAAGGAGCUGCAACUGUUACAUUCCCAAUAUAAGAGAACACGUUAUUACAGUCUCACCAGGGCUGUCUUCAUUUUUGUAAUAAGUGCAAAUACGGAUAUGUUGUUUUUUGCAACAUGUCACUACAUCAUUUGUUUUAUUUUGAUGUCUGUCUGCUCCUCUCCAGAGACCGGGCUGCAGUGGAAGGGAAGUCAGCAGAGUCCAGUGGCUCAGACCAGAGGAAUUACCCUUUCCGCUUCAAUGUCCAGAUCCAGCGAGACCCAAACCUCAACUCUCAUGGCCUCAUUCUGUCCUCCCAGACCCCUAUCUUGGUGCAGGAGGUCACUCCAGGUAAAACAGAGUUAUACAAUGAAACAUAGCUGAGGGAAAGGAAAACAGUUCUACAAAAAGAUCAUGCAGUUUUAAAAGAGUGCAUUCAAUAUAUGUAACAUUCAUUGACCCCUUUGCCUCGAUCUUAAAUUAGUGUCUCUUCUAAGGACAAUAUUGAGUCAAAGUAGACUGAUAACAUCAUAAAGCCUUCAAGUGUAUUCACAUGAUUCUUUUAUUAGCAGCUAUCUAACACACUUGUUCCUGGAACCCAUACAGCAUUUCUCAGACUUGGCGUCUCUGACGUAAAUGAUGUCCAGCACUGCUCAUUAGGAGGGAGUUUAUUUUCAUUGCUGACACAGCAUGUUUAGCUGAGCCAUGCUAUGUCUGCUUGCUAACUUUCAUCCUGUGGUGAUGGUGCCCAUUGUGCCACUUUUCAUUGCCAAGGUCUGUUGUUGUGUUUGUGUAUGUUCUGUAUUUGUGUCCUGCAAAAUAAGCAGCACAUAACUCCUGUUUACCUGAAAGGUUGUGAAUCCCUGUGGCUGCAGCCCUGACAUGACCUGUCCCACCACCUGUAUGCUGUAAUGAAACUCAGAGGAGUGCUGCUAAAUUGUUCAGUAUCAGGAUAUAAUUUGAUGUUGGAAAAAUUAACAGCUACUGAAGUCUGCCCACUGGGAGUACUGUUCCUUUCUCUCUCUGAUGUACAUCUCUCGGCUGAAUGCGAAAGAAGCUCAAACUGCAGAAGAUUGCAAGUUCUGAGCCAUAUGCUAUUACUACUCUCUCCUUCUCAGCUAAAGAAUCAGUGUAGCUGAAAGCUAAAUAGGGCUUCAUCUAAUUGGCCAAAUUGUGCAAAUGAAUAUGCAUCAAUAUGAAGUCUAUCCUGAAAUUAUUUACAAACUAAUGACCCUGUAGAGAGCUCAACUAUCCAACAUUUGCAUGCUGCUAGGGCCGUAAGCGAAGGGUGCUAAAAACAAAUACAUUCAGAUUUUUUUAGCAGAAACGUAUUCCUCCAUCCUGUUCUCCCUCUUGGCUCUUGUUUUGCAUAGAGCAAGUCGCCUCAGCAAAUGCAAUAGUGGAACUGGGCCAGAACACUGCAGGCCUCUGGCCUCUGUACAAGUCAAUCUGUAAAUGUGAAAACUCAAAGCGAGCUCUUACUUUUGUUUAGACUGUAAACAUGCACACAAAUUAGCUGACAAAGGAAAAGUGUGGUGGCAUUGAUGUGUUUUCAUGGCAUGUGUAAGUGAAAGAAAGAGGAAAUGAAUGAGUCAAAGUUUGAAGAAGGAGGCUAUUUACUUUUUAUUUAGACUCUCAGUCAGACAGUUCCCUCUCCCAGGCUCUUUACUGUAACCAUGUGCUCCUCUCCUCAGAUGCCUUAUACUUUAAAUCCACAAACAAUGAUGUUCAGUUUGUGGCUGGGCCCCUCAUUAUGACUGGGAUCACAUCCUUUAAGGGUGGAUGAAGACUAGCUCCCAAGUAUCGUCCAGGGCUCUUUCAUUUGUCUAUCAUGGUGAAUAACUUACAUUCAUAAUACAUGCACUGUCUCUUUGGCACCACUUGAGUAAAAUAUGUCGAAGCAUGUCAUUAGAAAGAUCUGACAUUGUGAAGUUUGGUCAAAAAAAAGUUAUUGGUAAGAUAAAGUGAAAAAAAUAUAUAAUAGAUCAACAUAAAGUCUGCAAGUAAAACAACCCGUCUCCUAUAAGGCCUGUACCUUCUUCACACAAAAAAAGAAACCCAACUCAUAUUUAAGGAUAUUAUUUUGGCCUAAAUACAAGACAGCCCUGGUUCUAAGAUCACCAAAACUUACUGUUAGACGCACUCAACAAAACACAAUGAUAGCAGGACUGGGCGAUUUGGCAGGAAAAAAAUGAUCACGAUAUAUUUAUUUAUUUUGUCAUAUUGUCUGAUUUCGAUUAACCUAUUAUCAUGAUUUUUUUUAACCUGCCAGUUUUAAACAUCUAUACUAAAAACUAAAGAAACUAGAGAUUAUUUCAACGUUUUAUUAACAUAUAUAACAAAGGAUAUUGAAUAAGAUUAUAUUUAUUUUACUAAUAUUUCAAGUAUAUAACAAAGCAUAUUGAAUUAGAUAAACUGUAAAAAAAAAAAAAAAACUUUUACUCAACAGUACAACAAAUGUAGAUAAAUACUAAAUAAUACAGUGAACUAGUUUACAGUCCUGAGUGUUUUUGCAGAUAUGCAAGACUCAAAAUAAACAAAUUGCCCCUUCAGAGAUAAUGAAGACGCCUUAAAAUAUAAACAUUAGAUGAUGUAAAUGUAAAUGAUACGAUUAAUUGCUGCUUUGGUCUGGUGGCUGCACCGCUAGUCGAGGCUAAACUGUUAAUGCUACAUGUGCCCUCAGCAGUGGCAAGCUGUACAGACUCCGCUCACAACGCAUGUUCAUGCUUUCCGCAUAGUCACCCAGGAAGUACUUUUUCAAAUGAUUAAACAGAUUUGUUGUGUUGCUGGUUUUUGGGGGCACUGAUCACUGCCAUACCUUGCACAUCGGCUUAAUUCCUCGACGCCACUUUAUAGAUACCCGAACCACCACCACACAACUGACAUUGAAUAACUUUUCUUCUUAGCAAUGGCAUCUUCGGAGGAUGACUUAAAGUCAUGGCUGACAUCUAUUUUGCUGCCCUCAGCUUCGCGUUUAGCUCUACGUUCAGUCAUUCUGUUUACUUCCUAUCUUUACUUCUCCGGCAACUUACAGAAGUGGAGCAGGAAAAGCUCGACUCUGAUUGGCUGUUGUCACACACAUUUCCACUAUGUUUGAUCAAGUAAAUAUGCUCACAGCUGAUCACCAUGAUUGAACUGAAAUUUAUCACGAUAAUUAAUCAAGAUCAUAUAAUCACCCAGUCCUAGAUGAUGGUCAACAUCUUUGAGAUGAAAGAUAAUCCGUGUCUGAAAAUGUAAUUGUCACAGUGAAGUCAAAUAAAAAUAACUGCGUACUUAAGAUAAGCAGCCAAGUAUUCAUAUCUUUAGACACCAUAAUAAUAUGAAUAACCUGAAAAUCUAAUAGAUGGAUGGCAAGUCUAGUAUCCAUCAUUCAAUGCACACUCAUAUGUUCAAGACAGUCUUCAUGCACUCCCCAUCUUUGGACUUUACAUCCUCUGGUUCUUUUUAGUCAUUUGAUAGUUGUGUUACAUCUCUGCUGCAUUGUUUUCCUUAGAAAGUGCAUCCUCAGCUCUGCCUCAGCUGGACUUGUUCUUCUCUUGUGCUACCUUGCAACAUCUGCUGUCUUGCCAUCUAAUUACUGAACCCCCAAUAUAAGGCAGUCCCACUUUUAUCAGAUGUAUUUCACAGAUAACAGACCCUUGUAUACAGUACCUGCGUCAAGAUAGUAAGACAUGGGUCGAUUGGGAUUGGGGUGUGAUUUCAGUCGUAGCAAGGUCAGCAAGAUAGGUAAAGUUUGAAUACAGUUUUAUGUGUGUCUUUACAUACUCAAUGCAGACAUUACUGUAUAAAGGGUGAUACAAUAAUUCUUAACUUUGCCGCACGUCUUUUAAGUAGUGCUUGAAAUGUUGUCACAUCUAAAGCAGAGCUGCAGUCUCACAGUCCCUUAAUAUCUUUCCUAAAAUAGAAGCAAUUAUCAUCUCAUACAGUAGCUUUUCAUAUAAUCUAGCUUUAGCCAUCAUAAUUCUCAUUUAAUCAAAGAAUUUAGAGCUGCUGUCAAACUGUAUAUGCUCAGUUAAUCUUUCAAAGAUGACUAGAACAGUUGAUGAUAACAUGUCUCAGGCCUUGAAUCUAUACCACUCCUUUUCUUCUGUGAAUACAGGUGACAGAAUAGUUUCAUCAGGAGAAUUAAAAAGUGAGCUGGCAACUUCACACAGGGGUAUUCACAAAGGAUGUCCUCCUGAUCUGCCCUUUGGCCCCUUUUUUGAUAAGGAGUAUCUGCUGAUACCAAGUUCAGAUCUGAUCUUUGAAUUUGCCAAGAUAAUGUAGCCCACACUCCAAUAUCACCCAUUGCCUUUUCUGUAUUCUCUGCGUUGUCACACAAAUUGACCUGCAAAUGACUUGUUUUUUCUCUUAUUUUCCAUGUGAUCAGCAUUUUGUUGAUGGCAUGAUUCACUCGCUCUGCUGUAUGAGACUCUGCAUGUGAAACUUGUAUGCUUAAACUCAAAUGUGAAGGGAACAGUCCUAUGUGUACUCAGGCUCAGCAAUGACAAAUGUCAGACUUUCAAAUGUUUGCUGUUAAACUUGCAGCUCUCACAUUGUGUCUUGUAUUUUUUUUCCAAAUAUGGUGUUGGUACAACACUAAAAAGAUGAUUAGAUCAAAAAUGCAGGUGCCCAAUCAGCUAAAAAAUACCAGAUCGACAGUCAAGAUCAGGAAUGGGACUUGUAUAGUACUUAACAAGUUAGUUUCAAAAGAAAUCAGUCACCAAUAGAUCUGCUUGGUCUCCUGCCCAUUUUAUUGAUUUUUCCACAGUUGGAUAAUUGAUUUCCUGACAUUGAGUGGAGGAAACACUCAGGGCUCUAUUUUCGUGUCCGCUGGUGACGCGGCAGAAGGUGGCGGACCCCGCGCAGUGGUAUUUUCAUCUUGCAGAGCCCGGCGUACUUUCAUGGACUGAGGCGCACCGAGGUCCGCCAAGCUGGGCGUGGUAGCGUGGCAGGGGGAGGUGUCGACAGAAUCAGCUGGCGCAGUGACAUUUUCGUGCUCACCGCAGGUGUGUAAAGUGCACUGAAAGCUCGCAGAUUCAAACCUGGUCAGCUUUCAGCGCAGGUGGAGUGCAGCUGGUCUAGAGGUAUUUUGGUAGACCUGCGGCGUAUCGGCUUACGUCACCGAUGCCUCACCGGCAGGUUUCCACAGUGUCAGGCACAUUUCAGUGCAAUAAAUAAUCAACAACAACUAAUAAUCUGAGUCAGCACAUACAUUGAGAUCUAUAUAGAUAUAUUCUGAUCUAUAUCUGAUCUGAUGAGCGCGUUUGGCACGCGUUUGGACACUCAACCUGACUGAAUUAACACAGCUAAAACCACAUUAAAUUAAAUAAAAUAUCUAGUAAAUAGACACACAUGAUGAAGUGAACAAGAUAUUUAAUUCAUCUCCCUCCUUUUCUUUUUUCCUCUUUCUCUUAUUUUUCGCGCAGCUCGACCUGGACAUGUGUCCAUGUCCUCUCCCCGUCCUGCUGCAGCUGCUGCUGCGGCAGCUGAACAAUGAUUUAUUUUAGUGAUCAGGGGCCUCAUGUAUCAACACUUGCGUGGGACUCAUACCAGAAACGAGCGCACGCAAGGUCCGUCACACUGAAAAAAAUCUGUAUGUAUCAAGGUGUGCGGGCGCCGAAAGCCACGUGUGUUUCCUUGAUAAAUCCCAAUCAGCUUGGAAUUGAGCGCAGAUGUCGGAGUGACCGGGCCCGCCCCCGUUACACCCUCCUAUAAAUAUGCAGAUUUAUUUAAAUAGGGUCUCCCUGUCCUCGCACGCAGACAAAAUGACAAGAAAAACUAAAUUUACGGCGUGCGAGGUGGAGGAGCGACAGCGUGUUUUGUUUGGCAGCCUGUCCAGUGGCGUCAGUGCAAAACGAAAACGCUUGGAGUGGGAGAAAGUUUGCGAGAGGGUGAACGCGGUGGGUUCCGAGACACGCACCCCCGCGGAGAUUAAAAAAAAGUGGUCGGACCUCAAGGUGGAGGUCAAGUGGCGUACAGCUGCUAUGACUCCCCCCAAGCAUGUCCAGACGCAAAUGUUUCUUUAACGGGUUUAAUGAAGUCUUCUCCUCUUCAUAAUCAUCCACAGACCUCCACAAACCGUGAAACUAGCAAUACACAGUAUUGGAAUAACAGUUAGCACACUUACUAUGCACAUGUACAAAUAUUCAUAACGAAAAUAAAGACAAACAAAUACCUCGUUGGCUGCAUACUAUGAAAGGGAAUCUGUAGGCUUCUUAUCUUCCAGCUUUGAAGUAUUAGUUUGACUUUACCGUAAGUUUUAGCAAUCUUAACGUAGCUUGACUUGGCAGCUAAAGGGUCAGAGCUGUGCACACGACCUCUGCUUGCUUGCAUCUGACGUUACCCAGAACGCUACUGGCCUAGCAGCUCAACGUAAGUGUCAAAAUAAAAGUACCCUUACACUUCAAUAUAAAAUGCAAAUAAAAUACAGAAAUAACCUGGUAAUUCUCAAAGUGGGUUUCUCAUACAAAAUAAACAAAAAAUAUUCUGCAAUAUGGAAAAUAAAAUAGCAACAGUUACACUCCCACCAAAUCUCACCAAUCUUAAAUGUGGGAUUUCUCUACACUUAAAGACUGUUGCGAAUCAACUCUUAAACAUUGAAAGAACUUUACCACUCAACAAGGAAUGAUGAAAACAUUAAGCAUCAAUCUGCUUCAAUCAGUGUGACAAGCUUGUGUAUAGGCCUAUCAAGAUACACUGUUUUGGUUGUGGGUUUACCCUUUGCAUCAAAUGUGGUGUCACUAACUAGCAACCUGACCUUUCUCACUCUAUCAUCUGACCCUGGAUAGACUUCUGCUAUUCUGGCCAACUUCCAUUCGUUCCGUGGCGCCUGAUCAUCCUGCAGAAGCACAAUGUCAUUUGCCUUCAGGUUUCUUCUGUUCUUCUGCCACUUUUGUCUUAGCUGCAAACUCAGCAGAUACUCUUUUUUCCAGCGAAUCCAAAAUUCAUUGGCCAAGUACUGAACUCUGCGCCACCGCUUUUGAAGAUACAGGUCUUCCUUGACAAACUGUCCAGGCGGAGGAAGGAUUAUGGUGGACUUCAUCGUGAGAAUGUGGUUCGGAGUCAAUGGUUCAGGUGCGGAUGGAUCAUUCAAAUGUUCAGCGGUAAGUGGUCGGCUAUUGACGAUUGCCAUCACCUCGUAUAGGAAAGUUCUCAGAGAUGAGCUGUCCAAUCUUUGCGCUGACUUGUCGAGAAUGGCUGUCAGAACACUCCUGAUGGUCCUGAUUUGCCUCUCCCAGACGCCGCCCAUAUGACUUGCUGCUGGGGGAUUCAUUAGAAAUUCACAUCCUAGAGCCUUGACUCUCUCUCCGUCCAUUCCUUUCAUGAGCUCUGCGAACUCCCUUCUUGCGCCAACGAAGUUGGUUCCUUGAUCACUUCGAAGCUGACGAACAUUUCCUCUUAUAGCAAUGAACACUCUUAGCGCAUUGAUGAACGCGUCCGUGGUCAUGUCGUCAAGCAUUUCCACAUGUAUGGCUCUUGAACAUAGACAGGUAAGUAAAAGUCCAUAUCUUUUAACCUCUUUUCUUCCUUCUUUGACAUAGAUGGGUCCGAAACAGUCUAUGCCUGUGUAGGUGAACGGAGGAGUUGUUUCCAUUCGAUCUUGAGGUAAGUCACCCAUUCUUUGUUCUUCGGUGUAUCUCCUGUACUUUCGACAUUUGACACAUUUGAAGAUGUGUGACGAUACUGCGCUGCUACUUCCCAGGAUCCACCAUCCGUUAGCUCGCAGUUCGUUCAACGUCAUUCCACGUCCCUGAUGAUGAACUCUCUCAUGGAAGUGCUUGAUCAGUAGAGCUGAUAUAUGACAGUUCUUCGGAAGUAUAGCUGGAUGCUUGAUGUGUGGAUGCAACGCAGCUUUACUUAAGCGUCCUCCGACUCUCAAGACUCCUUCUUCAUCCAAAACUGGACUUAACUUGUUCAGCUUGCUGUACUUGGUCUUAGCUAUAACUCCCUUUGCUUUCAAGCUCUUCAACUCAUCUAGGAACGCUUCCUCUUGAACUAGCUUAAUGAUCACAGUUUCUGCUUCUUUCCUUUCUUCUAGACUUGUACUCUCAUUGGUUGGUCGUUUCUCACCUUUGUGUUCCUUGACACGUCGUUUCAAUCUGGCAACUGCUUGAACUACCCUUAACCAAACAGAGAACUUCUCAAGACGGUCGAGCAACGAUCUGUCCUUUGCCUUCGUGUUAAACACAACAGCCUUACGGAGCUCAGGAUCAUCUUCCUUAACUUCUCCCACCUUGCAUUCUCGGACAGGUAAUUCUUUUUGCCAAAGAAACUUCGGUCCAGAAAACCAAUUGGAUGUCUCUAGUUGCUCUGCAGUCAACCCUCGUGAGGCAUGAUCUGCCGGAUUGUCCUCAGAUGCAACAUAGGCCCAUUGUUCAGGCUUUGUGCUUGACUUGAUUCUUUGUAUGCGAUUGGCUACGAACACUUGAAAUCUUCUGGCGUCAUUGUUUAUGUAGCCUAGAACGACUGUUGAAUCCGUCCAGAAGUAUUCCUUCAGGUCUUGGAUUUCCAGUUCGUUUCGGAGCAUAUCGCUGGCUCUAACUGCAACUACUGCCGCAGACAGUUCCAGUCUUGGUAUCGUCAACACUUUGGUUGGUGAAACUCUUGACUUUCCCAUCACUAAACUGCAAUGGACUUCAUUGGAUUCAUUGACAACGCGCAGGUAAGUACAAACACCAUACCCUGAGGUACUUGCAUCACAGAAGUGGUGAAGUUCAUAGCCUUUGAUGUCGCCGAACCCUGAAGGUAGGUAACAUCUUCUAACUUCCAUUUCAGAUAGAUUAGGUAGGUCUCUAAUCCAAGACUCCCACUGAGGUCUUAAGCUCUCUGGAAGCUCAUCGUCCCAGCCGAUCUUAUCUCUGCACAUCUGCUGGAGAAUUUGCUUUCCAUGGAGAACGAACGGUGCCAUGAAUCCUAGCGGAUCAUAGACUGAGGCUACGGUAGAGAGUACACCUCUUCUUGUCGAUGGAUUGGACUUGACUUGAACUCUGAAUCUGAAUGAGUCAGACGAGACGCACCACUCUACUCCAAGCGCUCUCUCCAUGUGAGGUAAACUCAAAGCCAUGUCUUGAUCUUUGCUUGUGGCACGUUCCUCUUCUGGAAUGGAUGCCAUGACAUUCUCAUUGUUGGAAACAAACUUGUGAAGUCUUAACUUGCCGGUAGAACAAAGUUCUCUUGACUCUUUGACGAGCUGAAUGGCUUCCUUCUCAGUAGGAACACUCAGGAGCCCAUCAUCUACGUAGAAAUUCCUCUGUAUGAAGCGCACAGUGUCUUUGCCAAACUGACCUUGCCCUUGAGCUGCCAGGUGUUUUAGGCCAAAGUUGGCGCAGCCAGGGGACGAAGCCGCUCCAAACAAGUGGACUUUCAUUCUGUAGGUGGAUGGCGUGUCUUCCAAGUUACCAUUCUCCCACCAUAAGAACCGUAAGUAAUCUUGGUCUUCAGUUUUCACAUGAAACUGGUGAAACAUUCUUUCAAUGUCGCACAUCACUGCAACUGAGCCCUUUCGAAAUCUGAACAGGACACCCACCAGGGUAUUCGUCAGGUCAGGUCCAGUGAGCAGAUGGUCAUUGAGAGAUGUUUCCUGAAACUUGGCCGAACAGUCAAAUACCACACGUAUUUUCCCCGGUUUCUGCGGAUGAUAUACUCCAUGGUGUGGAAUAUACCAUGCCGGGCUGUUCUCAAUUUCUUCCUUGGGGACCUUCUCGGCGUCACCGCGGGAAAUUAUGUCGCUCAUGAAGUUCACAUAGUCUUUGUAGUAAGUUUUAUUCUUCUUUAGCUUCCUUUCAAGACAGUUUAAACGAUGCACUGCACAUAUUCUGUUGUUAGGCAACACUGGUCUAUCCUCUUUAAACGGCAAUGGCAUCUCAAAGUGACCAUUGUCUUUCUGAGUUAUGUUUUCUCUCAUCUUGGACAGGAACUUGAGAUCAUCUUGAGACACAGGAUCCUCUUCUCUAGCUCUUUCUGAGAAGUCUAAUUCAAGAAUCUUCAAGAUGUCUGAAGAAGUCACUUCCUUGACUUUGGAUCUGUUCACAUAAUGAACCUCUGUUUUCAGAUUGACAGUAGAGUCAACUCUUGGCGUCACUUGCCUGACUACUAUGCGAUGACUGAUUCCGAUAGCGUCUCCAUAUGCUAAACAGGGAUUGCCAUGGCCGACAAUACUCCAUCCCAGGUCAGUACGUUGUGCAUAAGGCUGAUUCUCUUGGCCCGACACGAUUUCUCUUGGGAGAAGGGCUUGCGAGCAGUUGUAGCCGAUGAGCAGGCCUACCUCACAAUCCUGCAGAGGUGCUACAUCAUCUUGGAGGUGCUCUAAGUGAGACCAAGCCUUUGCAGUUUCGCCCGUUGGUAUGUGAGUUUUGUUGACUGGAAUAAAGUCACGCGUGUAGAUUGGUGGUAAGCUGAUUCUUUUGCUUGAAUAAAAGCCUCGAACUUGUAGGUUCUUCACUCGUUGUGACUUUACAACUGUAGUUCUUGAAGUCAUAGUAGAGAGCUUCAACUUGACUUCCUCUUUGUCCGCCUCCAGAGCGUCAGCUACUUCACUUAGCACAAAAGUAGUGUCACUUUGGGAAUCUAAGAGUGCAUAGACAAGCACCUCUUGUGCUGACUGAGUGGAAGACGAAAGCCAGACAGGAAUUAUUGCCGCUGUCUGCACAGUAGCUUCAUCCUGAAUAACUCUCAGAGUAGUAGAAGCUGUGGCUGUUUCUUUAGGUUGCACUGCUUGAGGCUUUGCUUUGUUCUUUUCGUUUUGAUUACUUGAUUUCUCUGAAGCUUGGCCUUGUUUAACUUGCGAUGCCUUUUGCUCUUCUUUGUCUCUCUCUUGAUGCAGGCAGGUAGGAUGCUUCUUUUUGCAUGUGUCACAAACACUCCUACUGUUGCAGCUCUUUGAGACAUGACCUGGCUUAAGGCACCCAAAGCAUAGCUUUUCAGCCUGAACAAACUUGACUCUGUCAGGCACUUCCUUUUCUGCAAACUUUCUGCAUACAUGUAAAGUAUGGCCGUUCUUUUUACAAAAGAGGCAUGUUUUAGCAGUCUCUUCAUUAGAACUGGUGGUCAGUGUCUUAGCUUUAACAUUUUGUUGUUUUUGCUGCUUCGGCUUUUCAGUUUCACCUUGCUUCAGUGAUUGCAACGAUGUAACUGGGUUACAAGCAAUUUUCACUUCUCUGGUCAGAAAUCUCACAAACUGACUGAAGGAAGGGAACUGGCCACUCUGUUCUUCCAUUUCCAUGACUUUCCGGUUCCAUCUUGCGGUUAGCCAAUCUGGAAGCUUUGCGAGAAGCUGUCUGUUCUCAUUACAGUCAUUCAAAAUCUCCAGUGCCUUGAUAUGGACCAUAGCUGCUUCGCAGCUACGCAGAAAAUCAACAAACUCUUGAAGUCCAGAGCUAUCUUUAGGUCCAAUCUUGGCCCAUGUUUGAAGUUUGUCUCUAUAUGCCUUCGCAACGGUGAAUGGGUUUCCAUACCUCUCUUCCAAAAUCUCCCAUGCUGCAGCAUAAGCAGACUCUGUUCCAAGAAGGAAAUAGCCAUCCACUGCAUUCUUAGCUUGACCGCUAACAUAUUUACGGAGAUAAUAUAGCUUCUCUCUGUCUUGAAUAUUCUUCUGGUCAAUCAAAGUUUGAAACGACAGUUUCCAAUCACUGUACUUCAACGGAUCCCCGCUGAAUAUUGAAGGUUCAGGAACUGGAAUUCUGUUGGCACUUAGAGCAUCAGCGAGUACCUUAAUGAGCUCUGCUGUGCUUUGAUUCGAGGAGGUGAUCACAGGUUGUGGGGCAGAAGGUGCAGACAGAGGCAGACGGCUUGAAGGACAUGGCGGCUUGAUGUCUGCUACCAUCUCAUGGCUUAGAAUGUCUUUCGGUUCUUCUUUAAUGUCCAACCCCUGAUUAUACACCUGCAUUCUUGCCUGUGCUGCACUAAGCUCCUUCACCGUUUCCAAAUUCUUUAUUUUUCUUCUUUUUUCCUCUAAAGUCAUCUGUAGAGCUGUGUGUUCUUCCUCUAGUUGAGCUUUAAUCUUUGCUUCCUCUUCUUCUCUCUCUAAGCGACGCCUUAUAACCGCUGCCUCUUCAGCCGCUAUCUUCCUCUUAGCUUCCGCUUCUAGACGCUGUAGUUCCGACUGCUCUCUUUCUUGUUCUUGUAACACUUUCAGAACAGCUUGGCUUGCUGCAGCGUCCGCAGCAGCUUCUUGAUGCUUGAUGGAAGAUGUUCUUGUUUGCUCUGAGGCAUUCUUCAGAAUAGAGGUAACUGAACCAAAUUCACUCUUGCUUGCGUCCCAAAGAGAGCCUGCUUCUGGCCAUUCUGGGUCUCCUUCUGGAACUUUUCCAUCCAGGUGGCUAGAGGCUAUAGCAACGAUGAAGCCUGAAACCUCAACACACAGGUCUACUCUUCGCCGCACAUCUUGGUCUGGAGUUGAGACUUGCCGCAAUUCUUCAUAAACAUGCUGAACGUCUGCGGAAAGGCCUCUAACAUCUCCAAGGAUAUCAUUAAGCAUGCCUUCUGAUAAAGACUCAGAUGACUGAGAUAAUGACUGCUUGCAGAAUUUAACAUGUGUUCUCCAUUUUCUGUAGAUGUAGUCAAAUCUAUGCAGAAGUGCUUUAAUUUUCUCGUCUUGCAUUGCUUUACCCUUCUCUGUUAGAGUACGGGUUCGCUCACCACGUCUGAGCUGCUGUGCUUCGUCCAGCUGAGGCUCAGCAUCACCGACUUCAUCUUCUGGAGGGCCUUGUAGAUUUUCACUUUCCCUAACACUAUCUCUUACCUGAGUAGUGGACUCACUUAACUCUGCCAUAAUUGAAUGUUAAACUUAAACUGGCAAGAAAUGUCUAUUUCAAUAAUGAAAAACGUAAAUAAAGUCUGUAUUCACUAAAACUCUUGUGUUGCGUGUAAAUGUCUCUUAAAUGUCCUUGUGUUUAAAUGUCACACACUAUACUUGGCAAUGUACUCAAACCAAAAUUACAAUAUGCUGUACUUAUCACAAGCAAUAUGCUUAAGUAGCUCAAAAAUGUACUUACAAACUGAAAAAGUUGUUUAAAUAAACCUUAGUUCUCUUAGAACCGUUCAGAAAAUUCAAAUAUCAAAAUUGCAAAUAGCUUUCACUUUACAUUACCAAAAUACACUUUAAAUUGUGAAAAUGAAAUAAUUCACCUUUAACUUCCAAGCAUUUAAAUUAUAUCCUUUAGCUUUAAACCUUAAACUUACAUGCACUUAAUACCAAGCUUAAAUUCAAAGUUGACUGGAUAAAUGCAUAGCCAUUAACACAUUAGUUCAAAUCAGACAUCCUUUCCAUGAACCUUUAAAUCAACUCUUAUUAGUUAGCCGACUCUUAUUGUCCACGUGCUUAAUGACUGUCAACUACGUGUUAAAUAUGCACUCAUCUGCCGGUCCUUUGACGACUGUAGCCACGAAGUUGCGAUUAGCUCGUCGUUGGGCUUGCUUCUCACUGGCGUCGGUGAGCACGCCGACCUUCACUCGCAUCGUCGAGCAGUCCGAGUUUCACUAUGACUCCCCCCAAGCAUGUCCAGACGCAAAUGUUUCUUUAACGGGUUUAAUGAAGUCUUCUCCUCUUCAUAAUCAUCCACAGACCUCCACAAACCGUGAAACUAGCAAUACACAGUAUUGGAAUAACAGUUAGCACACUUACUAUGCACAUGUACAAAUAUUCAUAACGAAAAUAAAGACAAACAAAUACCUCGUUGGCUGCAUACUAUGAAAGGGAAUCUGUAGGCUUCUUAUCUUCCAGCUUUGAAGUAUUAGUUUGACUUUACCGUAAGUUUUAGCAAUCUUAACGUAGCUUGACUUGACAGCUAAAGGGUCAGAGCUGUGCAUACGACCUCUGCUUGCUUGCAUCUGACGUUACCCAGAACGCUACUGGCCUAGCAGCUCAACGUAAGUGUCAAAAUAAAAGUACCCUUACACUUCAAUAUAAAAUGCAAAUAAAAUACAGAAAUAACCUGGUAAUUCUCAAAGUGGGUUUCUCAUACAAAAUAAACAAAAAAUAUUCUGCAAUAUGGAAAAUAAAAUAGCAACAGUUACAGCUGCCCUCCGGAGGAGUACCGACCAGACAGGUGGGGCUCCGGGGGACGAGACCCUCACGCCGUUUGAGCAUUAUUAUUAUUAUUAUAGGGUAAGUGGCGUGUUACACAAAUGUCCACAUGCUUUGUCAUCCCACUGAGCAAAAGACGUAUAUUAGACGUCUAGUCUAAGUUUAUACCUCAUUUCAACGUCGGGAUUCAGUCUAUUUUUAGAUGUGAUUUAUACUUCGCCCUUCAUUUUUCGAUAACUUUUUAUGCAAUAAACAACUGUAAUGUGCAUAACUGACCUCUAAAUACUGGAUUACAUUACCUAUGAUACCGUGGAGAGAGAUGUAAACGCAACAGAUACACAGAAGCAGGAAUUGAAAUGAACCAAUAUUUUUAUUGUGUCACAGAAAUCAAUGUGUCGGCCGUGUCGCCGGCUUGCGUAACCCCGGCCCGCGGCAGCCUGUCCGCCGGCUCGGAGUCGUGGGCCAGGACCAGCGGCAUUCGGGCCACCCCGGCCCCCGGCCCCAGCACCAGCACCAGCAUCAGCUCGCAUCUCAUCCGUCUGCUGCUGGUUCGUCAUGUGGGGCGACAUGCUGCUCGGCCACGGGGAUGUGGUGCACGCUUGUCACAUAGUGAGUCACCAAACACCGCCACACAGCUUCGCCAAAGUGCCGUCAACGCAAGUAUCGGCUCAACGCCAACUUCUACACCACCUCCUCACUUUGCGUGGAUUUGCGCUGGAACCGACGCUCGUGUCGCGAUGAUAAAUCUGGACGUGUGCGCCGAUCUUGGCGAACGCAAGGUUUUCUGGCGCCGCCGGCGUUGAUCAACGAGGCCCCAGAUGAGUUAUUCACUUUAAGCCUACAUACGAAUAUUAUAAUAUUCAGUUUUGUGAGCAAAAUUUAUUUUAUAUGCCUACUUCUAUGGAAGAAAUAGCCAGGCCACGGAGCGCGAUGCGUCAUUUACGCGCAGAUGGUUCAGAUUUUAAUGCCAUUAUUGGAAUUUAUUAUGUUGUGAUCUGUGCGCACAACCCAUCUUUGUCACGUGAGGUUUGAAUAUGUGCAACUUUAUGUGAGUGUCUUAUUUGUGGAAAAGGGUGUUUGUCUUACCAGUGGGUCCAAACUUAGACACACCAAAUCCAUUCGUGCUUACAUGAGACAGUGUGGAGGACACCCUCUACAGCGCUUACAGUGACACUUGUUGAGGGGCUGCCUUCUGUUGCCAUCGUGUGGCAUUACUGUCUUCAGACAUCUCUUGAUCUCUGACUACUUCAAGAAAAUUGUAAUACGCCUCGCCCGUGGCGGAUUUAAAGGCGAGGAGAGGAGCUUAUGUGAUUGGUGAAAACAGGUUGUUUUAAACCCACUCCACGCCCUCUCUCCUCACUCGCUACGACUUAUGCCGCUGGGAGGAGCUAAGUUAGGGAGGGGGGAUACUUACGCCGGGCUGCGCCGCUCACCAAAAUACCAAAGUGUGCUUGGGCACAUCUUGUCGGCGUGGCAGACCUGACUUCCGCCGCGCAUGCGCCGCGUCACCGGCAAGGCAUGAAAAUAGAGCCCUAAAUGUUGCAAAUACCACAGCACAAUUUUCUAACUGGUGUCUGACUUCAAUCAGAAAACUACUUAGAGUCAUGAAGUCAUCACUGUGUGUUAUAUUCUGCUUCUGUACACUGAAGUGUCUCUGUUUGUUUCUGCGCUGCAGAGAUCCAAAGAUCUGAAUCCCCCUGGGGUAUGGGGUCAGAAUAAUCUGCUUUCUCUUGUCUGGCUCUAGUCUUCUCUGUCACCAUCUGCUUCUGUCCUCUGUACACACACACACAUUCACAUGCACACACUAACACACGAUCAAACACACUCUUGCUUGUGUCUCUUGUGGCUCCAUGAAGUCUUUGCUCAGUUUUUCCUCACACAGUCUCUGCAGCACGUGCUAAAGCAUCUUGACAGUGAAAUAUGAGUCCCUUAUUCUUAAAGCAUUUUCAGAGCUCCUAUUGUCCUAUUCAUCUUACUUAGUAGAAUGUCUUCAUCUAUCUCUGUGGCAUAAAUCAGCUAGCAAUAACAUGUUAUCGCUGUUGAACAACUCGGAAUUCAAAAGUUGUCUGAUGUGCAGAAAAAUAGACACGACAAGGAUGUCUUUAAUGACAGUUUUAUGUUAAUUUCAAGGAACUGUCUUCAGAGGAAGUUGUGAGAUAGAGGUCUUUGUGAAUCAAAAACUGCAAUUAGUAGCUUAAAAUUUUAAAUACAGCCUUUGUAGUAUUGCACCAAUAUCUGAAUUAAUUCAUCCAGGUCUUUGUUGAAAGGGCAACUGGACUUGUUUAAGGUUCUUGAAGAUGUUUCUCCUCUUUUUCAAAAGGCUUCUUCAGUUCUUAAGUGUCUAGGAUUAAAGUAGGGCUGCACGAUUUUGGCCCAAAUUAAAAUCCCAAUUUUUUUCUCUGAAUACUCAGUUUUCAAUUUAGAUUUUUUUAUUCAGUGUCAACUUCACCAAAUUUCACUUUAACAGUAAGUUUUUCUAUCAUUUCUCAAAACAAAACCACCAAAAAGGAUGUAGUGCAUAUGCCAGGACAGUAAAUAGUGCUGUAACGGUGCCAAGGAAAUGCACAAAAGACAGAAGAAGAGCACAGAGCAUGUGUAUAAGAGUUGUUUUGGCCAGACACACGCAGGCGCCAUAAAAGAGUUACGCUGUGUGUGACAUAAUCGUUUCAAGAGAACUGCAGAUAGGCAUCCACACGGAGAUGGUGGUCGUUUACAGAUUUAUUUACUCUCUGACCCAUUUUCAAAAUGUACCAUUUACAGUAACCCGAAAUACCGUUUCCGUGUGGAUGAAACACAGAUACUAUAAAACACUUGCAUUUACUCCUGAAUUCGUUUGCGUGUGGACGGGUUGAUACCGCCUCCAGACAGACUUUGCAGCAGGGAGUGGUUUGCUCCUCAUCUAAAACUGGGUAGCUGUACCAAUUCCACACGACUAACUUGCGCUCGCACUAUUUAGCCACAAAAUUAUUGCCUUCUUUUGCAAACACCAUGUCUGUUUACGCUGGUGUGUGUGGAAACUGGGGAGUGCUCCUGCAGGAAGGGGGGAGCCUACGGUGGACUGGAGGAGCAAGACAUGAUAGAGAGGAAAAUGGAUUUGACAAUUUUAAUUUUUUAAACAUCGUCAUAAUCAAAUAAUCUGAUUAUGAUUAAAAAGCGAUUAAUCGUGCUGCCCUAGAAAUUUAUAGUUGGUCAGUCCUCCUACUGUCAAAGGCUGGGUGAUCACCUGAGAGUCGUUAGCAAGGUCGUUGACCUGGUUUCAUCAGUGUGGGUUCCCUGAAGAACUGAAGAGGCCUUUUGAAAGAGAACCUCAAACAAGUCCAGUUGCCCUUUCAAUGGGAGAAUUGAAUGACCAUGACCUGGAUGAAUGAGAACCUACACAGACAUGUAUUAAUUCAUGUGCAGUUUCACAAAACUUACGCUGAAGACACUGCUUAAACCCUCUUGAUGUACAAAAUUUAAGUGGCAACAUGUAUGAGAUGAAUAGCGAAUAAAGUCAUGGUACAAUGUUUUUAAUCAAGUCAAAAAAUAAUGCAAAGCUUGUAUAAGAGUGAUUUGUAAAAUAUUCCAUGAAACCCCCACCACCACCGUGGCAAAGGUUAUGAAUCCCACCUUUAUUCAUCCACACUCAAGAACAGUCUUUGUUCAAAAAUAGUCAAGCCAAAGUUAAUUUUUAGACUUAUUGGUAAUCCUAUAUGCGUUGAUCCUUUAAAGCUGCAAUCUGGUUCUUAAUUUGCUGUCGAGCUGUUUGCCGUGACAGGCAUCACAUCCUUAAGGAGUAAAUCAGGCCUCUAAUUAUAGGUCAGAUCACUAACAUAUUUCUGUCAUAGAGAGCAAAUAACUGUCAAGUUUACAAUGAUUACAAAGACAUUAGAGCUGCACUCUCGUCCUGAUAGCAUUAUAUCUGUCUACACUUUUGUGAUGAAAUGUCCUUUUCUAGGUGGAAAAAGUCUUUACUUUUUGAAUGUAGGUUGCGGAUUCAUGACAGAUGUGACAAAGUUUACAGUUUAUAACCAGCUUUCAUCAUGAAGCAAGCUAGCUAAGAGAAGCUCAUUCAAAUACUGAUAUAAAUACUGUUUUUUUGUAAUGACACAGCCUGUAUGUGUAGGGGUUUUCUGAAUCCCCAAUUACCAGAAAAAUAGUUAUGUCCAUGUAAUAACCAACUUUACACACAGAUAUACUUUAUAAUUUCUAGAGAGGUUUGAGUGUGACCUUGUUUACUCCUCUAACUAUUGUUGUUGACGCAGGGCUUUUGACAUCAGUGUUACUGAAUUUGGUGCUUUUAGGAAUAGGGUUCUUAUGCAUAGAAACUGCAAUAUUUUGCUCUGAACAAACACGCAAUUGCUGAUUUUAUUGUAUGCAAAUAACACUGGCACACAGAGGUGCUAUUUGCAAAAGUUUGCAAAAAUUGGUAGCCACUUGUUCUGUUGUUCUAGCACAGGGGUCGGCAACCUUAAACACUCAAAGAGCCACUUGGACCAGUUUCCCACAGAAAAGAAAACACAGGGAGCCGCAAAACCUCUUUGACAUCUAAAAUGAAGAUAACAUUGCAUAUAUCUUUUUUUUUACCUUUAUACAAAGUAUAUAAAAAACUGUAGCGAGUUGCAUUUAUGAAAUAAAUGAACUAUUUCGGCGAGUGUCUGUCUUCUUCUGUAGUUAAACCGCAAGAUAUCAAAAUCUACCCGGAUACAGCAAUGCUGCUUUUUGAUUGGCUGUUCAGUAGAUAUACUUUAUUUGAUUGGCUUGUGCGUGGCACGCAGCUUCUGAACUCUCGGAGGAACUCAGUUGAUUUCCCCCAGUUCCACAGUUGAAGAAGUGCAACUUGGUGGACAUCACUGUGUUCAUUUAAAUGCGUGAGAAAUACAAUGUGUAGUGUGUGAGCGUGUGAACGAGUGGGAAUGCGUGUGUCAUACGCUGAAUGCGCGAGUCUUGAGAGCCCUGUGCUCACGCAUCAUCGAUGUACUCCCGAGCCAUGCAAAACGGGCUUUGCAAAUGUUGCACUGAACGCCUUCCUUUUCAGUCUUGGUGAAGUUUUCCCACACCACUGAUGUUUUAGGUCGGGAUUUGGGUUGGGUUGUGUCCAUAUUUUUCUCAGCCGCUGCCUCGGCCAUGGCUGUUUCUUUUCUGUGCGUCCUGCUGAUUGUUUACACGCCGGUGUCCAUGGACAUAUAUAAAGACCCGACGAAUCGAUUACAGAAUUUGUUGGCAACGGAUUUUUUCGUCACGACGAAUCUACUUAAUCGAUUCGUUGUUGCAGCCUUAAUAGUUUAUUUAAUGUUACAAGAGCAUUAUAAUCUUUGAAUUUAGAAUUACAAAAAAAAAAAAUAGUAAUAAAAUAAAAUAAAAUGCAAUUAAGUAUUUAUUAUUUAUUUUCCAAAUCCAUUGGGAGCCGCAGCUUAGGGAGGAAAGAGCCCCAUGCGGCUCCAGAGCCGCGGGUUGCCGACCCCUGUUCUAGCAUAUUUAAACCCAAAACCCUCUUUUAUCAGGUGAAAUCAGUCUCUCAUGCACCCAAUCUCUUUCAUACAGAGUGUAUGCAGACCUUUGCACAGUUCUCCUUUCUUCAUAUGAAGUCUACAUGUCUUGUUUUUUAAGUGUUAACUGGAAAUGGUUUUACCAAUCAUAAUUUUUCUGAUAGUAAGCUAUCACAGACUGACCAACCUGCAGCUGAUGUUGCUCUCAUUCAAAUUAAAAAGUCAAUGUCCAAUUUGUGCAAGAAUGAAGAGGUUGAGCAAGGAGUGCAGUAAAACACAACAAAACCUCAAUCAGCCCGAAUGCAACUUUGAAACCGGCCUAAGACUGGUUUGUAUCACAUAUUUGCCAAUCCAAGGUGUUGGGAGAGGGUACCCUUGGGUCUUUGAUGUUGAGAUCUGUAACCAUGUACUGUCAAUGAAUCUUAAGACUCCUGAUGAUUUAGCAGAAGUGUUUAGGUACUAAGUAUCUUGUCGCUUGUCUACUUGCACUGCUUGUAGAUUGCAGCUUUUUUGUGGCCUGAGAGUUUUGUUUGGACUUCCCGAUAAAAUAUUUGCACCAUUGUGAGAUAAAAGCACGAUCAUAAAAACUGCUGUCUGUCGGUACAUUGAGAUACAUAAUAAAUGCAGGCGAAAAAAAAUAUCCUCAGGCAUCACAACACAAGGACAUUUUGUGUGUGUCCAGGUGGUCCUGCAGAUGGUCGGCUCGUCCCUGGUGACCAGCUAGUGAAGAUCAAUAACGUUGCUGCAGAUGACCUGACCCCUGAGCAAGCUGCUGAAAUAAUCAGGUCUGUACUGACAGCUGCACACACACACACACACACACACACACACACACACACACACACACACACACACACACACACACACACACACACACACAGCACAUACUGUAAACAUGUAUCACAGCACACACACCUCAAUGCUGUUUGAUGAGGUACUUUGUCUAUUUGUUUUUUCAGGGAGUGCAAAGACUCAUUGACAAUGACUGUCCUCAGAACUAUACUGGUAAGUCAGACUCCACACACACACAGACACACACACACACACACACACACACACACACACACACACACACACACACACACACACAGACACACACACACACUCCUGCAAACGUCAGAUUAAUGAACACUCUCUUCAGCUGCACUUGAGAUGAGCAUUUCUUCCUACCCUUGUAAACACACACACAAGCACAUGUGUGAUAGUGGAUUAUGGAUGUAGUUUGUCCGUGCACAUGGGAGUUGUUGUCAACAAAGCCAUUAAUCAGCAUGUCGAUGAGGCUCGGGGUCCAGCUACGUUGCUAACAAGCUUCUUGUUACCAAGGUCUUACCACUAUAUCAGUGUUAACAACGACAACAUGUUACACCCUCUGACACAACCCCCACUGAUAGACACACAUCUUGUCGAGAUCACUCAAUCUACUGUACAUGUGUGUGUGUUUGUAUGUGUGUGUACUGCUUGUGUGUGUUGGAGUUGGAGACUUAAAUCUGUGAAGGUGACAUGUGUGUUUGCUCUAAGGUGGAGAAGAUCGGUGAAUGAAUGGCUCCUUGUUGAUUCUCAUCAUCAGCUUUGCUGAUGUAGGCACCUUUCACUUUGAUUCAUUACCUACAGCUCCUCUAAAAAUCAUUACUGAGCGUUUAAGGAUUUAUUAGGUUUUUCAGAAAAUACCCAUCCCUGUUGAUAAUAGCAAAAAGAAACAUUUAAAGAUCUGAAUCAGAGUGUGUUUAAGUAAUAAAGAUUUACAUUCAAAUCAGACAGUAAUGGAGAAAGAAGACUAUUAUUGGAGUUUUAAAUGCUUUAGAAAACAGCACUGUAUUGUCUCUGUCACUGAACAACUACACUUCUUAUAAAAAUUCACACAUAAUGGAUAACUACCUUUUAUAGAGUAAAUGACUUCAUUGAACUGCACUGAACUGUUAUACUCGUAACAACUUCAGCUUCCCAAAAGAAUGAGCUAAAUGAUCACUUUUUUCCUGUACAGUAGUCCUUUCAAAUGGCUUCAUGGUUUCUGUAUAUACAUUUUGAGGUGAUUGUUUUCAAUGUUUUAUUCCUAUAAACAAAACAUUUCGGAGUCAGAUUUUUGAGGUUGUUAAAACUGAAGCAGCUGCUCUUCUUAAGAAGAUAAAGGGAUGAUGACUGCAAGAAUGCGACCGGCUAAAAUGAGCCUGUAUUUUGAUAAAUGAAAGUUUGAAUGACAGGGACUCUACUUUGACUCAGACACAGGUAACAGGGACUUUGAGCUUUGACUCAACUAGAAUUCCUUUGGUGACUUGGACUUAGGAAUGAUGAUUCAAAACUUGACCUGGACUUUAGAUUUGGAGACUCACCAAUAAUAAUGCUGCUUCCCUUUGAAGGUUUCCAGUAUGCAUCCAGAGCUCUCAGGAGAAGUAAUAUAUUCUAUCUGGAAUGGAGACAAGGAGGGGUGGGGAAAUGUUACCAGGGAGAGGGAUGUCCAAUCAACUUGCUAGGCUUGACUUGCUGCAUAAAUGAAGCAAGUGGACGGACGGAUGGAUGGAUGGAUGGAUGGAUGGAUACAUAGUUGGAUGGAUAGAUGGAUGGGUGGAUGCAUGGAUGGAUGAUGGUCUCCGUAGGACUUGCCUGAGAAAAUUACGAUUAAACAAAACAUCAAAAAAACUUAAGUAAUGAUGUUGACUGAGUCUGUACUUUCUUUAAAAGAUGACCAAAGUAACAUAGAACACCAGAAAGCAGGACUGGAUCAGGCAAGGCUGUGUACUUUUUCCUCCCCUCGGCUUCUCUGCACAGCUGCUUUGCUGAUUAAAUCAUAAAAAUAUUCUCUGACAACUUUGUUUAUUGUUUCUCCAGGGACCAAAGUCAUCUUUCAUAACACCAGAGAAGAGAGCCAAGCUCAGGUCCAAUCCAGUGAAGGUUCACUUUGCAGAGGAGGUGGAAGUCAAUGGACACUCUCAGGUGGGUAAAAGAGCAAAGGAUACUGUUGGGAGUCUUUCAUCAUUACAUCUAUCUAGCUAAAAAAAUCCUUAUGAAGGAUGACACAUGAUUAAUACCUGAUGCCUGACGUUAAGGGAGGUGGAGUCUGUUUAGCCACAUCCACUGAAUGGCAGGAAUGACAGCACAAAGUGGUGGUGUCAAUAUUUGACCUGAAUGCUGCUAAAACAAACUUUCUGUUGGUUUUAAGGUCUGAAUUUCCUGUGUCUGGCUACAUCAUCUUGCUGACAUAAGAAGUUCAGGUGUUUGGCUUUAAAUAGUCUAAAAAGUGCUUUUCUUCCAGCAAUUAUGACACAUAUUAUUUACAUGGGCAGAUUAAAUCCUCAGCUAAAAUAAUAGGAUACUCUUUUUUUUUUUUUUUUUUUUUUUUAAUCAUAACAUUGAUUAGGGCAUACCCUGUGUUACUUUUUAAAUGUGAAACUUUUUUUUAAUGGAUCAAAUGAUUAUGAUUUUUUUUUUUUGGCUUUUCCUUACAAUAUGCACAGUUUAUAUUUGCUCAUAAAAUGCUUCUAUUUAUCAUGUUCGUUUUCUAACGUUAAGUUCUUCUUAUCUUAUCUUAACCACUGCGGCGCAGAGCUUGUUCUUUUUAUCAGCUGAUGUCAAACCAAAGAGGAUGCAUCAUUCAUUUUGUUCCUAAGACUGUCAUCAGAUUGCCUUUUCAGAAUUGUGCAAAGUGAUGUCUCCUAAUUGCCCGUUAUGGUUUCAUGCAGUAUGCAGUUUUUCUCUCGUAAGCCUGGCUCUGGUUGGUUCUCAUCCUGCCAGCGGAUGUGAAAUUAGCUGCACAAGGAAACUACAGAGGCUGAAGUGCCCAUUACUGAUCACAGAGAAAUCGCAGAUCGAUGUCCUCCUUAUCCUCUAGUCCUAAUGUCUGUGAUUACAGGUCAAUAAGCACAGGAUUAAAGAGGGAGAUAGGGAGGAGAUGGAGGGAGUGAGGGGUUGCUUGCCAUUGUUGAACGAGAGAGAAAGAAGAGUAAUGGAGCUCUCUGUUUAAACUUCAAAACAUACAGAUGUCAGUCCAGCAUUAUGUCACAGUGUUAGUACAGAACAACACUUUUUCGAACCAUUAGAGGAGCUGGGAUCAUGUGAACCGGCUGUGCAGAUAAAAAAAGACCAGCUCGAACACAGAUGAGUCUAUUUUACCUACUCUAAUUAUGUUGUUUUGAGCACAGCGUUUUCAUUUGGUUCAUCCUGCUCUCUAAAAUUACACACCUCCUUUGGUUUCAAAGCAAUAUGUUUGUGAAAUAUCCUAAAAUAACUGCUAGUAAGACCAAAAUUCCCCAAGUCAUUUGCAUUUCAAUCAGCCUAUUUCCACAAGCUUUUUCAAAUUGUGCAUGAAAAAGCCAAAACUUACGCUCAGAUGUUGCUUUGUUUUAUACACCAACACUUCCACCUUGGCCAAAGUGCAAUGGAAACUGACUUAAUGAAUUAAUUAUGGCAUAGAUAUGUGACUAGACCGUGAAGCAAUGAAAAAUUAUUGCAGACAGAAACAUUAGAGCUGUGUGGAGCUCGGAGCAGACUGUAAGCUUCCCUAUCUUAGCAGAAGACUAACAGAAAUGGUUUUUAGUCUUUGCCAUUUGAGACUUUUAAUUAUGAAAUCUGAUCACACAUAAGUGACACCAGAUUAAUUAUAAACCCCAUUAACUGUUGAUGGUGCUGCUUAACCCUACUUUAGUGCUGUGGUUUGUGCAAACGGAGAUCAUUUCACAAAGCUUGUGACACAAAGUCAGUGAAACGAUUGCAGAACAAAGUGCAUACACCUCUAUUUUCUUUUCUUUUAUUUUAUUUUAUUUUAAAGAAACCCCCACACACACAUUUGGCUUUCUAUCACUGCGUUUACCUGUCAGGAGGUUUUAAUUCUUCUGACCCAGCAGGUUUUAUGAUGUGAAUACUUCAUCUUGCACGUCCCCUGACCUUUGACCCCAUGUAUAAAUCACAGGGCAACUCGCUGCUCUUCCUGCCUAAUGUCCUGAAGGUGUAUCUGGAGAAUGGGCAGACCAAGGCCUUUAAAUUUGAACCCAGCACCACAGUCAAGGUAGAGCACAAUUUUACAGUCAUGUCCUAUGUAUUAGCAACCUCAUGUCUGUCUUGACUGAAAACCUAAUAACUGCAGCGGAAAUCUUUGGAGUAAUUUGAUAGUUAUGUUUAUGGUAUUCUCCUGAAAUGACCUUUUUUGUGAUCCUUAAUCAUCUAAUCCUUAAUUUCCUUUGUGCAUCAGGACAUUGUGAUGACACUGAAGGAAAAACUUUCUCUCAGCCGGAUCGAACACUUCUCCCUGGUGCUGGAGCAGCAGCACAGCAUCACCAAACUCCUGCUGCUACAUGAUGAGGAGAGGAUACAACAGGUACACAUGCUAUCACUCACAUUAAUGGCAGGGGGUUUAUAUGACCCUAAGUUUAGUUGAUUGAAGUUUCUCUGUGUUUGUGUUCAGGUGGUCCAGAAAAAAGAGGCCCAUGACUACAGGUGUCUGUUUCGUGUGUGUUUCCUACCCAAAUUCCUGCAGACGAUGCUUCAGGAGGAUUCAAUAGCCUUUGAGUACCUCUACCUGCAGGUAAUUAUAAAAGCUGGCACACAGAUAGACUCUAGGGUGAGACAGAAGUCCCAUUUAGUGAUAGGUAUAGUUUGGGGGUUUAGCAGUUCACUCAAGCUCCUUGUAGCCCAUGGAUGUGUGAUUCCACUACUAAAGGAAUAUUCCAGCGUAAAAUUAAUUAAGGGUCAAACACAUCAUAACACCAAGUUAGACACCACCUCGAGAGAUGAAUGUUGCUGACUGCUUGCUUCUCUAGUUAUACCAACUUUAGUAAUGACCGCAUGAUAGCAAUACACAACAGUCUGUGGAGCCAUAAGCAAACCUCAACCAAAACACUCUAUACCCACAAAUAUUGCUCAGAACAGCACCUAACUUCAUCAACAGUACGUAUAGGGUCCCAGCCGUUAUUAGCCAUCAAACAUCUUUUUAGCUUUGCCUGGUUUCUUUAGCAAAGAGACUAAACACAACUGACCCACUCUCUUCCAGCAGUCCCUUGUUUGUGGGGGAGCCCUGACGAGUCCAUCACUGACUGCAGCGGGGUGACACAGCUCAAGGAAGAACAUUUAUGAUCAUUACUCUAUCAUUUCCUUGAAAUAAAAAUCAUAUUAAUCAUUUUGCACUGCAGAUGUGGUAGUUCUUCUGCCUUAACGUCUCAGUCUGAUUGCAUUUCCUUGAAGAAAUGAUCAUAAAUGUUUUUCCUUGAGCUGCGUCACCCAGCUACAGUCGGCGAUGGACUCGUCCGAGGUCUCCCUACAAACAAGCGGCUGCUGGGAGAGAGUAGGUAAGGUGAAAUGUUUUGCUUUGCCUAAAAAACCUGCCAGGUAAUUUAUGAGAAUUCACUUCCAGCUGAAACUCUGGCGCCAAGUGUUAGGUUGAAUUUGAUAACAGAGAUGAAGCAACUAUCAAACCAAAUUCUGUUUUGUGAUGAUGCUUUUGUUCUUGCUGGAGCCGUAGAUCGAAACUAAGAUCCAGCCUUGGGUCCAGGGUCCAGCAAGUUACUGGAAAUAGUUUCAAAUUCUAAUAAAUCAACUACUGGCAUUAGAGUUAUUUUGUUAUUAUUGAGUCUUCUUUUUGAUUUAACACUCUUAUGAAGGUCAACCUGUAGAGUUAGUUCAGCAGUGUGAGAGUUGAUAUGGAGAGCAUGUUUUCAAAGGGUUUUCAUAGCUUGUUAAAUGGACUAUGUUUAUUUCUGGAGUUCUCUGUCCACUCAAGUAGCUUUUACAUCACAUGUAACAUUUGCACCAUGUUGGCAGAAGCUGCUGAGCAUAGAGCCCAGCAGUUUUUGACUAAUCCCAUUCAGACACCCCUGGGUGCAGCCAGCAGAGGCAUUUGAGGUCAAGUGUCUUUUCCAACAACACUUCAGCAUGUGAACAGCACAGACCUGGCAUUGAACCCUCAAUGUUAAGAUUAAGAGAUGACCGACUUUACCAACUGAGCCACAGCUGCCCCUCACAUACCUGGAGUCUGCUCAGUCCUUCCUUGAGUCACAGCCAGUGGAGCUUGCUGUGAUUUCUGCAAAGGGAGAUAUUUAGUAUCAGAUCAUGAAUGUUUCCAUAUGCUCAAUGAGACCCUGAGUAUUUUUUCCUUUUUUAAAAUUCAUUUUUGGGCCUUCAUGCCCUUAUUGAGAAGACAGAACAGUAGACAGAGAAAGCAGUUGGGGAAGAGAGUGGAUGAGGACAUAAAGGUAAAGGUUUGCAGGCCAGAAAUUCAAGAGCUCUAACCUCUGUAUGCACAAUCUUACCACUAGGCUACACCAGCGCCCUGCCUUAAGUUAUCUCAUUGUCAUGAUAUGUCCGCUAGCAUGAUUCUUGUUGUGCUAUUUAACUAAAUCUGAUUUAGUGCAGCAUCACUCUCAUUCAGGCUGUGGCAUGUUAAGUAAAGCUUAAGAAUGAUAGUGGUUUUAUGACCUUAAUUAAACAGCAUUACCAGCAGCAUCAAGAGAAUGUUGGAAAAAUUGAUACAUUUCAAUCAGAUCUGAAUAAGCAGAUUAAAAGAUCAGCUUCUUUUGAGCAAAAAAACCCACCAAACUUUGGAUUUGCACAGAAGUCCUUUGAUUCAAAAGAAAAUAAAUAAAUUAAUAAACUUCAGCCCUUAAGUUGUUUUUUAGAUAUCCUUUGUUCACCACCGAAAGGGGUAUUCUGGCAUAAAUUUAAGUUACGGUCAAACACACCAUAACGCCAAGUUAGACACCCCCCUCAGAGAUGAAUGUUGCAGACUGCUUGGUUCUCUAGUUAUACCAACUUUAGUAAUGACUGCACGAUAGCAAUACACAGAGGUCUAUGGAUCCACGCGCAAACCUCAACCAAAAAGCCACUCUUUAGCCACAAAAAAAACGCUCAGAACAGCACCUAACUUCAUCAACAGUACAUAAAGGGUCCUAGCCUUUAUUAGCCAUCAAACAUCUUAUUAGCUUUGCCUGGUUUCUUUAGCAAAGAGAGUAAACACAACUGACCCACUCUCUACCAGCAGCCGCUUGUUUGUGGGGGAGCCCUGAUGAGUCCAUCACUGAGUGCAGCAGAUCAUUUCCAUUAAGUAAUCAUCGUCAUAAUAAUUAUUUUGCACUGCAGAUGCUGUAGUUCUUCUGCCUUAGCUCCUUAGUCUGAUUGCAUUUGCGUGAAGUAAUAAUCAUAAAUGCUCUUCCUUGAGCUGCGAAACUCUGCUGUACUCAGUGAUCUUAUUAGACCGCUGUGUAUUGCUAUCAUGCGGUCGUUACUAAAGUUGGUAUGACUAGAGAAGCAAGCAGUCGGUACCCCUCAUCUUUUGAGGGGAUGUCUAACUAAGUGUUACAGUUUGUUUGACCAUAACUUAAAUUUAAAUUGAAUAUCCCCUUAAGAUAGACACGAUAGUGUGAGUCCAGAUAUGUGUCACAUGAGGAAGUUUCUUUUUGUGUUACUUUUGUACUCUGUGAUGUCUAUGUGUACUGGUCCCUGCACUCAUCACUCUGUUUUGUUUGUCAGGGUGUGAACGAUGUGCUGCAGGAGCGCUUUGCUGUAGAGAUGAGGUGUAACACCGCCCUGCGACUUGCUGCACUUCACAUCCAGGAGAGGCUGGCGAGCUGUGGACAGUCACCAAAGACCAACCUGAAGAUUAUCACGUGAGACACAUACACAUUUACAGUUCUUUUGUCACAGGAUUUGGCUGCAGUGCAAAGUGGGUUUCCUUGCUGGCCCUGGCUUUAAAUGGGUCAGGGAUAGAGUUAAGUAAUUUGUCAUUUUAAAACUGCAGCACUCAGUCCUUCAGAUGAGCCUCAAGGAUCCAUUUCAGAAUUAGAAUUAAGUUUGUUGUCACACUUCCAAAGUUUUGUUUCAGAUCUCUCUUAGUCCUUUUCACAACAAAUACGCACCUUCACAGUUUGUGUUCCUCUUUUUUUCUCCAGAAAGACCUGGGGCAUAGAGAACUUUGUGUCGUCCACCUUGUUGAGAAACAUGCGAGAGAAAGACCUGAGGAAGGCCAUCAGUUACCACAUGAAGAAGAGCCAAUCACUGCUGGAUCCAAAGCAGAAGGGCCUGUCUGUGGAUCAGGCACGCAUAAACUAUCUGGAGGAGCUGAGUGACCUCAAGUCAUUUGGAGGGAAAUCCUUCAGUGCUACAUUGAUGGUCAGCUGUCUCAUUGUUUGAUAUUUAUCAUUAUUUCUUUGGACCUGGUUGAUUGAAUAUGAAAGCUUCUCUUGACUUUGCCUCCACUUUUAACUGUCCCCCCACCCCCAGCUCCAGGACAGAGAGUCCAUGGUAACUUUGUUGGUUGGAGCGCGCUACGGAGUGAGUCAGAUAGUCAACCACAAACUGAGCAUCAUGUCCAACCUCACAGAGUUUACCAGCAUCACACGAAUCGAGCUGCUGCCUGAGUCUGAGAAGGUCAGCCUGGUGAAAAUCUAUCUGCAGGACAUCAAGGUGAGCACACAGCGCAGACAGAGAGAAGAAAAAACAAUGUAAACCUGCUCAAACCAGCUUUACUUUGAAGGAACUGGAUCAGCACUACAAAGGGGGACUGUAUCGGGUUUUAUUUCAGCUAGCAUUCUUCAGCCUUUGUUCCUGCAGCCUGUCUGCAUGAUCUUAUGGUUGAGCAUAUAGAUUUGAAUGAUUUAGUAAUGAUAAAGAGGCUGCAAUAACACAUAAUUACAAAUCCAAGGCAUGAAACUGAAUGGAAUAACGCUUGAAAUGAUGAUACAGGAUGACAUGCACAGUUUUUGUGCUUGUCUUCCUGUCUUGAAUGAUCUUCUCUGUGUGGAUUGACACGCAUUGGAAGUGUAGAGCAGCAAAAAUAGACUUGGCGCAUAUCUUUAGCAGAGCCGGGCUCGACGCGCUUCUGAUACGGAGCUGGGAUGGAACUGAGACACGUUCUGUAUGUGAUACUUCCUUGAUUAGAAUGGCAACCCAUUUGCUGCAUGAUGCGUGACGCUGACGGAACGUGUUCAAUACAGAUCCUGUAUGUUUUAGCCUUUAUCUGUUGAAAAAGUAAAACAAUGACUUCCUACAAUGACUUUAUACAGUAGACUGUUGGACAACAGAAGAUGUGGUUGUCCUGCUGCUGCUCAGGUAGGAUGACUUUACUUCAAGAAAUUAGCUGAUGGAUUUCACAACAACAUCACAUGACUCUUGAACCUAACCCUUGAAAGAACCAUCAACUGCAGUAGUUAAAUUAACAGCAAAACGUCAACUUUUAUUGUCAUUGGAGACAACUAAAGAGAAAGUCAAAGAUUGAAGUAUCUUUGAGUUAUUAUGAUAAAACUUCUGCCUCUUCAGUCUAUGAUAUAAGAAUACUGAGUAAUAGCUGUAUUUGUUACACGCACUUCUCAGAGGAAGAAUAAAUGUGACUUUUGAUUGAGGAAUAGCGUUUACAUUAACAUUAACCUAUACAUGACCUUCAAGUGUUUGAACGCUAAUUUAGUUCCUUUCAAAAAAAGAAAGAAAAAAACAGCUUGUUUAUUCCUAUUAUGACAUGAUAAAUGAAGAAAAUAGUGUGGAAACUCUGUUCCUCUGCUGAAAUUCCCUCUUCUCCUUCUCUUCUGUGUCCUGUCUCUUCCAUCUUGUCUUUUUUCUCAUGCAAAGCCCAUCACGUUGCUGUUAGAGUCAGUGGCAGCCAAAGAUAUGUCCUGCCUAAUAGCAGGCUACUGCCGAGUGUUUGUCGACCCCAACCUCAACAUCUUCCCCUGGAUAGAUGACUACAGGAAGCACAAAGUGUCUGCUGAGGAAGGUAAAGGAGGAAUACUGUAUACACAUGUACAAAGGCACGAAUGCAUUUAUUGUCACCAAAAAUGUUCUUGAUUAGAACUGGUUUCUUUUUGGGUGAUGUUCUUAGGUUACGUGUCUCAUUGUGGAAGCGACUCAGACAGCUCCUCAGAUCUGGACAUGGACCCACUAAUUGCCCAUGUUUCUCAGGAUGACAAGCCUUGUCCUCGUGUCAGAUCCUCUUCAGAUCCAGAUGGAAGAAAAAGAAAAGACAAAGACAGUAGGAGAAACAGAGAUGGCAGUGAAAAAAGAGAUCAGCUUUUAGGGGAUAAACAGGAAAAAGGGGGAAAGGAUGAUGACACUGAAAAGGAAAAGUUCCUGUCGGGUACAAACAGAGGUGAGGAGGGUGAGAGGGAGGAUACAGGGCACAAAGAUGAGGAAGAGGGAGUACGGGAUACUUGGCAAAUACAGAUCCAGAUGAUUAAUGACUUUGGAGAACAGCUGAAAAAAAAGGGACGAGAGGGUAAACCAGGAGGUGGAGGGGACAUCGGAGCAGCAGAGGAGCAGCCUCCUGUUUCAGAAGCUUCAGAUUCUUGUCACUCCGACUCCCGUGUCCUUACCAGCCCCUCCAGCGACUCCCUCGAUGCUCUGGAGGAAGACGACUUACUGUCAUGCUCUUCUUCUGUCCAUCCCAGCACUCAUAGCCAUCUGCACCCUCCUCUUCAGCUACAUCAUUACUCUCAUGGGAAUGCCCAGUCCCAUCUUCUCGCUCCUCCACCAGCUCACUGCCAUCCCCUCAUCCACCUCGCAGCUCCUGACAGAGGAAAAGGAGCAGGAGGAGGGUGCAGGAGGUCAGGAGAUGGAGCGGACCCCCAACUCCUCGUACCUGUCUCCCCCCCUCCUGACUUUCAAUAUGUCCAAAAGUGUCCAGAUAACCUGUGCCCCAGUGACAGCAGCCUGUGUUUCUCUGAGCUAUCCCGCCUUGCGGACUUCUUGCCGAGUCCUCCAGAGGCCAGCGAGGAAGAAGAUGAGGAGGAGGAGCUGAGGAGGAGGAGGAUAAAGGUGUUAAAAGAACUGAAUGAAUCUGUGAGGAGGGCAGGUGAAGGUGGAAGUGUGAGCGGAGAGGGGUGUUUCAAAGAACACCCCCUCCCCAUCUCCCCGUCCUCCCCCUCCUCAAACAUGGAGUUUGUGUUUAACUUUGACCAGAGCGACGCCCGCUGCUACUACAACCUCUGCUCCAACAUCACCCCUGACAGUGCUCGCAGCCUCUCCUGCCCCCUGAGUCAGAACGAGGGGGAGGAUAAGGAGGUGAAGGAGGAGGAUCCAGCUAAGACAGUGGACUUGGAGUCCGUUCCUAUCCUGCAGCCUCCCCCGGGUUUUGGGGACAGCAGUUCUGAUGAGGAGUUCUUUGACGCCAGAGAUCGCUUCACCUCCCCUGAAGACCCUACCUCAGGGGCCCUGCCAAGAGGUAAAGUCUUCUCUAAAAGCAGGGCUGCCCUCAUAUCUUUCUAUUAUCUCUGCUGAGUCUGUAUUUACUGCCAUCUAGUGGUAGAAGCUUUUAAGUGCAGCACUGUUGCAUUAGGGAGCUUUGUAGGAUGACUGCCAGAGAAGCAUAGAGAGAGACCCCUGACCACACCUGCUGUAAGAGGGAUGGUGGAUGUGGCCACAGACUUUAAACAUUCACACUAAAGAGCCUUUAGAGCUCAGAGCUGGACACCGUCUUGUCAGAUAAGAUAAAGCCUCAUCGAACUGUCCACAAAGGUUGGGAAAAUAAUCAUAGACAUAUACUUUGGUAGUGUCUUUAUCUAGUUCUGGGAAAUAUUUGCUCAGCCUUAACACUGAAAGAAGUGGUAUAAAUGUGGGGAUUGACUUUUUUACCCAAUAGCUUUCAGAUGAGAUACACAAAAGUUAAUGGGGGCGGGGUGGGGCGUAUCACGCUUUUCCACAUUUACAACAAAACUAAAACGUUACAAAGUUUGGUGUCCAUAUUACAUGUAUGCAAAGUUUAAAAUCACAAGGUAAACGUAUUUUGUCAUAAUCUUAGAAAAUAGAUGUAUAUGAAUCAAAUCUGCAGCUAAAACAAAGCAUUUCAGAAGGAGGCUGAAAUAAUGAUAUUCUAAUACACCACUGUGAGGAAUUUGAGGUUGUUUCGAUCUGAAAAUCACGUUAAGAUAUUAAAGAAGAAUCAGAGAGAAAGUACAGAGUCUGAAAAAAAUGCAAGAUACCCCCCCUUUAAGGAUUUUAACAUUUGCCAUCCCUUUGGCAUUGGACACUUUAGAAAAGAGCUUUUUCUUUGCUGUGCUUUUAUUCAAGAGUUCUGCUGCAGACAUUGCUGAUAUUAACAUUUCAAUGCAAAGUCUUGCACUCAUCACACUGUAAGGCAAACAAAAAAAGUUCAAACAGUUAACAGAUUAAUGCAAGUCUACCUGACUCCCUUUGAGUCAGCUUGGUUUCUCUCUCACGUGAUCCACAAUAUCCCAAAACCACAGAGACAGGAGAGAUCACUGAUUGACACUUUCACUUUAAUGUGGAUAACAGAGUGUAGGUCCUGUGGACACUUGUGGAUAAUGAAAAAUGCAAUGACAGUGCUGUCGGACCAUGCAAGUGCUUCAGCAAGUUGUUGGUAACUGCUAAUUUUGGAUUCAUUUGUGACCUCCUGCUGCACUAAACUCUCUCCCCUUUACUUUAUUCAUAAACUCCCUUAUUUAUGUGUCUGAAACUUUAUUUUCAUCAACUUCCUUUCUUUUGUUGCCCCAUUUCACCAUACAAACUUUUGAUGUGCAGGCUUAUUUUUAUGCAUUUUCACUCAUAUUGGUGCUUUGCCCUGACCAUCCCUGGACAAAUGUGGUCAUAAGAUGGGGGCAUUCAAGGCUGAUCCCCUUUCCUACGAAGAAAAAGUAGCGUGCAGGUGUGUGCACAUAGUUUUAUAAAUUAAAAAUAUUUUUGGCUCACACCUUUACCAGGCCUUUGGUGUACUUAAACUUUGAGUACAGGUUCCACGCACUAGACCCCUUGUCUUGCAGCAUGGUUUAUUAGAAAGAUGUAAACUAAAAGAAGUCAGCAGAGGGAUGUGAUGUGACUUGGAUCUGAGCUUGUUUUUAACAAACAUUUGGCCUAUCUUUUUCUUGCAGAUAUUAGCACAGAGAUGAAACUGGACUUCCUCAGCACAAUCAGCCUCAGUGACAUUGGUGUCUUUGUACCUGGAGCAAACAAAGAUGGAGCAGUAGAGGAAGAGAGAAAAGGAGAAAAUGAGGAUGGAGGAGGUAUUGAAACGUUACUCCAGCUCAGAAAACGAUCCCGUAAACGUCGUUCAUUCAUGGAGACUGACUACACCUCGACAGUGUCGUUUCCAGAGAAAAAAUCAGAAUCAAAACAGGACCAGAUCUCAAGCAGUCUUCAUAAAAACAUCUCAGAUGAGGUCAAAGAUUUACAGAUACUCAGCUCAGAUUGUGAAUCUUCUGAACAAAACCAGAAUCCCAGUCUCACUGUUUCCUCUUUGACUCACUCGGAGGGGGAACCAGCUCAGCUCGAGUCAAAACCUAUCUUGGCCAAACAACACUUGCAUGGACUCAGCAUGGCUCAUGGUUUCGAGUCCUCUGACCGUACAAGAGAGCCACUGGCCCCCUCCAGAACCAGGGCCCAAGACAUGGAGAUGGAGCCUGAGGCCAUGGAAUCAAAAUCAGUAGCAGAUCAAGUAAAGGCAGCAUCUCCAACAAUCAGCGUUGUCCGCUGCCGGGUGGAUCCAGACGGGAAGGAAAGUGCUGAUCGAAUGGGUGACGGGAAGGAGGAGGGAGAGGGACAGGGAGAGAUGGAUAGGAGGAAAACAAAGGGGAAAAAGGAAGGAAAGGAAACAACCAGCGUUUCAGGCAAUGGGCCAUUCACUCAUCAUAUGUUUUUACCAGAAAUCCACGAAGAGAGCAAGCAAGAGGAAGAGAAGAAAGAUGGCCUAAUCGAGAGCUCAUCUAGUUCAAAGGGACCGUUUUUAGGCAGUAUGAAGCAGUCAGAGAUAAAAAAUCUGCCUAAAUGUUUCAUCGGUGCCAAUUCAAAGAAUAGUAACGGCCUUUUGGGCGGCAAUGUAGUCUCCCCAGAGCAGAAUUCAUAUUCAGAUGACCACAUGCUUAACAGUUUGCAUGAAAAGUCAAUCCCUCCAUCAUACUCUCCUCCACCACCUCCACCCUCAUCUCCCCUACCUCCAAUACAGCUUCGACAAAACUCCAUUAGUGGGUGCUUAGUGGAAGAAGAAAGGGGCAGCGAAAUCAGGGCAACCUCAACCAAAACAACUCUGUCUAGCUGUGAGGAAAUUUCACUUAGCAAACAAAACCACUCUGACAAAGCACAAUCAAAUCUAGACGUCAGAGAGAGUGUGAAUGAGGACGAGGCUGUCGGUGGUGUCAGUCCUGCUAUGACUAUCAGCGAUGAGGUUUCAGACAGCACCAAUUCAGACAACGUUUUCGAUGAUGAUGACUUGAGUAUUUCCUUGAAUUUUAGUUCAAGUGACUCAAAAGACGGCUGGACGGCGGCUAAAAAUCGGAGCAUCAGCACUGAAGUGAAUAAAAAUCUAUCAUCUGUUUCGUUGCUCUCUUCAACAUGUAAAAGUGAGUCUAAAAUGACGGUUAAGUCUCCUCCUAGCACUGAAGCUCACACCAGAUUAAAUUCAAUCAAUUCUGAUUACACUCGCACUAUAAACUCCAUCACUGCAAAGCUUGGAGCUGCAACAAGUGUCACAUCUCCGGCAUUUAAUUCAGGUACCAGACGGAAAAGUGAUGUUACACAAGAAGGUGCAACAUGCUUAAACGAAAACAUAGACACACCCAAGAGAGACUCCACUUGGCCAAGAACUGAAGCCAAAGGAAGUGUGGUCAGUCCCGGCUUAGCCCAAGCUUACACGGCCACAUUUCACGACCUAUCCAAAGAGCCUUCUCCUUCAACCGGUUUCAUCUUCCAGCCGUGCUCCUCAAGCAUUAUGGGUCGCUUAUCUGCCUCUACCCUCAGAGGAAAGAUUCAACAGUUGCCUCUUUAUUUAUCACGUUCCCAGGAGACCCUCAACCAAGCUGGGGUCAGCAGUCCUCAGAGUCCUGCUGAGAAUGAAAGCAGGGAGAUCACCAUCAAAGUUACAGAUGUGAACAAUGUCACACAGACAGUGAACUUAGACAAGGGCCUCUCAGGGUCUUUGGAGUCAGUGGCCUCAGAUGAUUCAGAUACGACUGUUACAGGAUCAGAGGUGGACAAGGAGUUUUUCAUAGGAACGGUCGCAGCAAAAGAUUCCUACUCUGGAUCAGAGGUAAGGGAACUAAGCUCCCCUUUGCCAGUCCAGACUGAGCCGAAAUCCCUACACCAAAAUCAGCUUCUGUUGAUUGGACCUAUCAAAAACACACCAGGACCAAUAACAGAGCCUCCAUCCUCCAUUGUGAACAGCCUCCAAAGAGACUCUUCAGGAAUAAAGAUGGACACUCCUGGCCCAAUAAAAGACGCUGCUCCCUCCAUACUCCCUCCGAUAGUUGUUACCACACAGAAUCUUAACGGGCCAGGUCUCCCUUUUCAUAGUCAACAACAGAAAAUAAGACGGACCAGUAGUGACAGGCCUUUGAUGGGCCUCUGUAGACCGGCAGGGCAGAUCUCAGAGUCACCAAAAACACUUGCAUCAGGCUGCAGAGUGUUCACGAUCUGUGAGGGGUCACUGCAGACAGACACCACAGUUGAGGUGGGGUAUGCCCCACCCUUGAAGCCAGAGUUUGGCUGUAGUUCUGUGCUAGUGUCUGGAUGUGAGACAGUCAUGGAAGGGGUACAAGUGCCCCUGGAUGCCUGUGGUUGCCCUCCAGUCUACACAAACUGUUUCAGCAGUGGGGACGGUUUUGAUGAGGAGCUGACAGUCUAUGAAUUCUCCUGCCGUUCACAGAGCAGCGGUGUGACCCAGACUUCGGGAUUAGGUCUCAUGACUUCCCCACCGGUUUCCUCUCUUCUCUCCACCCCCUCCACCAUCUCUCCCUCCUUCCCACGCUCCAUCCUUUUUUCCUCCUCAACCUCAGAACUCAGCCCACUCCUCUCGCCAUUGUCCGACAGCUCUGAUCGUUUCCUGUCUCAAACGCACAAAGAAACCAUCAGUCGGCUCGGCCAGCAGCGCUACCCAGAUCCGCCUGCAGGUUUCCAAGUCCUGCGUGUGGAUGUGGAUCAGCUCCUUUCAAUUCUGGAGAGUGCAGGUGCUGACCGAUCAGGGGGUAGCUAUGGAGGUCGCCACCCUAGAGACACCUGCCCCGCCCACUUUACAGAGAACAAGCGUGUGCUCCAGCUAGAGGCACGGCGGCUGAUGUCAGGAUGCCAGAAGGUGGUGGGGAUCGGACAGAGCCCAGAUGAAAUGCUGCGCUCCCUAGCUAACAGUUUCCGGACCCUGGUGGAGUUGGCAGGUAUUUGCCUGUGGUUCUCAGGCUGUGACAGGUGUGACCGCAGAAAUGCAGAGGCAGUGGCAGGUCUGGUGGAUGUGGCCCGCUCAUUCAGAGAUUUCUGUCUAGCAGCAGAGCGAGCCAGCAGUAAACGCAGCUGCCAAGACCUGAGCACCAAGCUGCUAGCCAAACAGUGCACUGCACUCACCGCCUCCGUCUUCUGCCUCACUCAGCUGUUCCGCACCCUCACUGCUCUUUGA
This is a messenger RNA of Xyrichtys novacula (pearly razorfish), 37338 nucleotides long. The record is from the annotation of a GenBank genome assembly. NCBI's taxonomy places the organism in Eukaryota, Metazoa, Chordata, Actinopteri, Labriformes, Labridae.